AUGUCCUGGUCGGAUUUGUCAACAAAACUAAAGCAAAAUGUGGUUGGGAGACUGGAUUUGAUGAGCAGACAUGCCCUGAGAUGUACCAGCCGUGCGAAUCGUUAUCUAGUGAAUGAUAUGGAUUUCUUUGUUCCACGUGUCAGAAUUUCCGUCAAGGAUUCUGGAAUUCUGAUCAUGAUUCAUACGGGGAUAGAUAAGUUUUUGAGAAUCGAGAUGUGGAUUGGAGGAGAAUUUGAUGGGAAGACUAUUGCAAGGAAAUUCCAGAAUAGCUACGAUGCCAGACAUGCCAUCGAGAAAGUGCUUUCAGCGUCUCCUAGUUAUCAUGCUGCACGCAUUCUUUGUAGCCUUCUAUCUCAUAAGAAACUUCUUAUUGGUACAAUAGAAUGGGAGAUCGAAAGAGGGUUUGAUGUGAAGAAGGAGGAAGAAACAGAAUCUAGAUUUCAAGCGACAAUCAAAGAAACCCGCGAUUUGGUGGGGUUUUUCCAGAAACUUUCUAGAAAAUCCAAAGUGUUUCGUGCCAACAAAUUGGCCACCUCUUGGAAAAUGACAACAGAGAUGGAAAUGAUUCUGAAAAGAAUGUUUGUUGCGUCGGAUCUGAAGCAAAUCGAACGGAUUCAUGUUGCGCUGUCGGAGCACUCACUGACACCUCUCUUCUCUUUUGAUACUUAUUUACCAUCAUCUGAUGGAAAGGGAAUAAGAUGGGGCAACGCAAACAUCGCUCACGAAUGUGUAAACGAGAUUCUCACUACAUUGGUUGCAAUGGUUGUUAUGUCUGCAGGAUUUGGUGCGUUACGUUUUGCGAAAUUCGAUGAAUUUGCAAAAAGUAUCUGGGAUGACGUCAGUGAGCCGGUUACUGUGUUAUCUGAUAAGCUGACUACAAAACUGGAACGAUCGGAAUGUUCCGAUGGAAUGAUAACUUUGUUCCAUCAGAGAUCUGAUUGUGGGUACUGGAUUUAUGCAGUGUUGGACAGUCGUAGUGGUGGUUUCAAUAAAUCUGAAUUCUUGAACAACUCUUGUGGUCUCGGCUGGAUGUGCAAACGAUGUGCGGACCCAUUUGAAUAUGAUUAUUACCAAAAUUUGGGACGUCGAUGUGUCUUGGAACCGGAGUGGAAUGAUAUGGUGUUAGGGGAAAUUUUGAUAAGCGAUCCUGGCAGUAAUAUAAUUGAAAUGGCGACGAAGAGAUAUGAAAAAGAUGAGAUGAUGAUGAAGAGAAAGAUUCUUGGGACUCAGAAGAUGUGGGGAUUCGGUGACGGAAUUGCGUUCGCUGAAGAUUCUGAAAAUACAGCCAUUGGAUACACGAAGCGAAGACAAGAUGUCCUGGUCGGAUUUGUCCACAAAACUAAAGCAAAAUGUGGUUGGGAGGCUGGAUUUGAUGAGCAGACAUGCCUUGAGAUGUACCUGCAGAUUGAAUCGUUUUAUAGUGAAUGA
This is a messenger RNA of Caenorhabditis remanei, 1428 nucleotides long. RefSeq lists its product as uncharacterized. The record is from RefSeq and is a predicted model, not a curated record. The coding region runs from base 1 to 1428 and encodes 475 amino acids. The transcript has 8 exons. Gene Ontology annotation, molecular function: protein binding. NCBI's taxonomy places the organism in Eukaryota, Metazoa, Nematoda, Chromadorea, Rhabditida, Rhabditidae.